Molecule: messenger RNA, 1807 nt
Organism: Oncorhynchus keta (chum salmon)
Lineage: Eukaryota; Metazoa; Chordata; Actinopteri; Salmoniformes; Salmonidae
Product: E3 SUMO-protein ligase PIAS2-like
Biological process (GO): regulation of transcription by RNA polymerase II; protein sumoylation
Molecular function (GO): transcription coregulator activity; SUMO ligase activity; zinc ion binding
Source: RefSeq, a predicted model, not a curated record
AAAAUAAAGUAGCGGAAGUCCAAAACGAACAAAAACUAAACAAAAUGUCGUGAUAUGCCCAGAUGUUUUGAACGCGGCAGUAGUGACUGGACUGGCUCUUCUUGCUCUACGAGUCUAAACUUGACAUCCAUGAAAGGGGCCUUCCUGUGGGCGUUUCUUGCAACAACCAACGUCCCCAAAGACACAUUCCGCAGCCAGACACACAUGUCACGUGACGGGGAGGUCAAUGAUCCUGACAAGAAAAAUGGCGGAAUUUGAGGAGCUACGGAGCAUGGUGUCAAGUUUCAGAGUGUCAGAGCUACAAGUGUUACUGGGCUUCGCUGGGCGUAACAAGAGUGGUCCCAAGCAUGAGCUCCUUCUGAGGGUCUUGCACCUCCUGAAGAACUCCUCCUGCAGUCCAGCCGUCCAGAUCAAAAUCAAGGAACUUUAUCGACGCCGCUAUCCCAGGACGAUAGACACUUGUCUUACCGACUUGGCUGCAAUUAAGUCUGCGUUCUCCACGGCAGAGGAAGGCGGUGAUGUUACCGUGGUAACCUCUGACCUCAGUGACCUGUCCCCUGACGGCGCCAGUGUCUCCCGGGACUUUGACCUGGCGUCCGAUUCGCUGCUCCUCUCUGGUGAUUCGCUGCUGCUCCACGAGGAGACCAAUAAGGAGCUGAGGAUGAACCUCCAGCAGCCCGCCCCUCUCGUCCCUCCAGUCCACCCAGACGUCCAGAUGAAGUCUCUGCCGUUCUACGACGUGUUGGACAUCCUGGUUAAACCCUCCAGCCUGGGAAGCAGCACUGUUCAGCGAUACCACCAAGAGAAAUACUUCAUCUUCGCCUUGACGCCUCAACAAGUCAGAGAGGUGUGCAUUUCCAGGGACUUCCUACCAGGUGGCAGAAGGGACUACAUGGUUCAGAUACAACUGAGGUUUUGUCUGUCAGAAACAAGUUGUCCCCAAGAAGACAACUACCCCAACAGUCUCUGUAUUAAAGUGAAUGGGAAGCUCUUCCCCUUGCCGGGUUAUGCCCCGCCCCCUAAAAAUGGAGUGGAACAGAAGAGACCGGGAAGACCUCUAAAUAUCACCUCAUUGGUCAGAUUGUCCUCUGCCGUACCCAAUCAGAUCUCUGUAACGUGGGCAGCCGAAAUUGGAAAGACGUACUCCAUGUCGGUGUACCUGGUGAGACAGGUCACCUCGCCUCUACUGCUGCAGAGGCUCAGGAUGAAGGGCAUUAGAAACCCAGACCACUCCAGAGCGCUGAUAAAAGAGAAGCUGACAGCAGACCCCGAUAGUGAGAUUGCCACAACCAGCCUGAGGGUGUCGCUCAUGUGCCCCCUUGGUAAAAUGCGUCUGACUGUGCCGUGUCGAGCUGUCACCUGUUCCCACCUGCAGUGUUUUGACGCAGCCCUCUACCUGCAGAUGAAUGAGAAGAAACCCACCUGGGUCUGUCCUGUCUGUGACAAGAAGGCCCCCUACGAGAGCCUCAUCAUCGAUGGGUUGUUCAUGGAGAUUCUGAACGACUGUUCCGAUGUGGAUGAGAUCAAGUUCCAGGAGGAUGGGACCUGGUGCCCCAUCAGACCAAGGAAAGCCCUCAGUGUGUCCUCAACCUGUAUCCCCAAAAUAGAACGUAAGUCCUCCUCGCGUCCAUGUGCCGUGGUCCCCUCCCACAGCGAGCUCAGCUCAACCAAUAAGAAGGCAGACGUGAUCGACCUGACCCUGGAGAGCUCAUCAGAGGAGGAGGAGGAGGAAGAGGAGCCUGAUCCGCCACUGAAGAAGAGAUGCCUCUACAUGUCCAAGACAGAGGAGGUUCACGCCAAGGGGUGA